This is a messenger RNA of Talaromyces rugulosus, 2880 nucleotides long. RefSeq lists its product as uncharacterized. The record is from RefSeq and is a predicted model, not a curated record. The transcript has 4 exons. NCBI's taxonomy places the organism in Eukaryota, Fungi, Ascomycota, Eurotiomycetes, Eurotiales, Trichocomaceae. Bases 1 to 2880 code for a protein of 959 amino acids. Gene Ontology annotation, biological process: regulation of DNA-templated transcription; DNA-templated transcription. Gene Ontology annotation, molecular function: zinc ion binding; DNA binding; FAD binding.
AUGCCUUCAACACGAGUCGCUAUAAUUGGGGCCGGCCCAGUCGGCCUCAUGCUCGCACGCUUGCUCCAUAACCAACCCGGAAUCGAUGUUACGGUGUUUGAGUCAGACGAUUCACGACAUGCUAGAAGGCAAGGUGGGACGUUGGACCUACACCCAGACACUGGCAUAGCAGCUUUGAAGGCCGGCGGCCUGUACGAGGAAUUCCUGCAACGCGCCCGUUUCGAUGGAGAAGCACUGAAGGUGUGCGACAAAAAGCUCACCAUCUAUAUCAGCACGAGCGGGACGUCAGAGACCUUCGCUCGUGGUCGGCCAGAGAUUGACCGAUCCUCUUUACGUGAGAUGCUUCUCAACUCGAUUCCCGAAGAGAUCAUCCGCUGGGGCUGCCGUCUGAAGUCAGUAGAUGAGAAGCACCGCCUCAUCUUUGACCAGGGCAUUGAGACUGGGUUUGACCUGAUUGUCGGUGCAGAUGGGGCUUGGAGCAAGGUCCGCAGGUUGCUAUCAGACCAACAACCCCAGUAUGCAGGGUUGACCGGCUUUUCCUGGACAAUACACAAUGCGGAGAAAACAGCCCCAGAUUGUUAUGCUCUCACAAAUCGUGGAUCACUAUACGCCUAUUCAGACAACAAAACUAUCAUGGGCCAAUAUAUUGGCGAUGGUAGUAUCAACAUCUACAACUGGAGCGUCCAGCCCGAAGACUGGAAUGAGAAAGCCAAGCAUGACACCAACAACGUGGAAGAACUCAAAGCUACAGUGCUGAAAGAAUACGAAACAUGGCAUCCCAAGUUACGUGAUUACCUGCACCACGCCGAGGAUCCAGUAUUGCGGCCUUUAUACAAUCUUCCUGUGGGUUGGAAAUGGGAGCAUCAAUCUGGAGUUACGUUGGUCGGCGACGCUGCACAUGUGAUGACCCCGUAUGCUGGGGAGGGGGUUAAUCUUGGUUUUGAAGAUGCCUUAAAGUUGUCUCAAGCAAUUAAAAAGGCAUAUUUGCCCCGCGCAAAUGAGCAUACCGCUCUCGAUGCCUGUGUGCAAGAUUAUGAGAACGACAUACCGGCGCCAACUGAACCAGUCAAAUUGUUCCCCAACAACCUGCACAGCAUGCUGCAGAAAAGAUCCUGUCAACCGUGUUAUCGGCGCAAGGUCAAGUGCGAUAAGAAGGUUCCCUGCUCAACAUGUCGCGACCAGAAUCAAAUCUGCGAGUAUCCACAGGAGCCCAUCCGGCGCCGAAGAAACCGCCAGCUACCAUCAAGAGCGCUGCACGAGGCGGAGAAAAGUAACCAGGCAGUAAAACGAGACGACAAUAGCUCUGCAAGUUAUGGCCGAAAAAACGCCAAAUUAAUUGCCAAUGGAGACGGCCAGUCACGUCUGGUUUUAAGCGACUUCUGGGCUAACCUUGAAGAUGAGGAUGAUCUCAGACAAACAAUACUGGAUGAGUCACGUUCAGAAAAUUCUCAAAGGCUUCCUUUCUUUUUGAAUCCAAUUUUCCAACACUCGAAACAAGGAGACAGUGUCGAUGUGGCCAUAGAUCCUUGGACAUGGUCCUCAGACCACAUCAAAAAAUGCUGGGAGCUAUUCAAAGAAAACGUAGACCCAGUCGUCAGAGUUAUUCACAAACCAAGCAUGGAGAGGCUUGUACAGGACGCAGCUAUAAACGGGAUAUCAGGGUUGAAGCCAGAACCUGCCUCCUUGAUAGUCGCCGUUUGCUAUGCAGCAGUGAUCACACUGCAUCCGUCUAAUUCAUCACAGCAUUUCACAGAAGACAUUCAUUUCCUUCAUCACCGGCAUCAGUAUGCUAUUGACCUAGCUAUGGCCCGCGCGAACUGGUUUCGCAGCAACCACAUCCAGGUUAUGCAGGCUCUUGUUAUAGUGCUAAGCUGCAUGCCACGUGAGGAUGAUCGCUCGUUAUGGAUGUAUACUGGUCUGGUUCUGCGGAUGGCUACAUGUCUCGGACUUCACUGUGGUACUACGGCAGAGUCGAAAAUUAAGCCAUUUCAGGCUGACAUGCGAGCACGACUGUGGUGGCAAAUAUGUUUGGUAGACGUACGGAUCUCGGAAGACUAUGGCGCAGAGUCCAGUGCCCUACGAAUCAGAUCGGACUGCCCAUGUCCUCUUAAUCUCAACGACACUGAUUGGGAUAUUUCUUCAGAUGUUCCACCAGUUCCACAUGAAGGCUUUACAGAAAUGACAUACAGCCUUCUUCGGUUCGAGGCAUGUAAAAUUGAUUUUGAAUCACAGUCCUACCUAAACGACAACGAAGUUUUUAACGAAAAAAUCGAUGAAAAAGCAAGCGUACUUACAAACGUUAUAUAUUCGAAGUACCUUCGUUUUAUUGAAGCAGACUCCAUAUCGCCGAUUGAAAUGACCAUAUUGCGGUCGGGCAGUGUUUACAACGUCAAACUGCGACUGAAGAUGUAUUUCCCUUGCUUCCGUGAUUCGGAGCUGGAGUUGGCCAAGCACUAUGAACUUUUCCUUGCUUCUGUUGAUCUCUUGGAAAAGUAUAACAUGUCUUUCUCUGAAGAGGUCGUGAACUUUGCGUGGAUGGCACAACAGUAUACACAAUGGCAUGCAGUGGCUUUUGCUCUAUCAUUUGCAUACAAGGCCCUGACCAAGCCUGAAUACUGGGAACGGAUCCAUGACCCUGUUAGCCGCACAAUUAACGCUGUGCGCUUUUUAUUUGAUGCCCAGCCAACAAAUAGCCAUCGCUGGCAGCCUUUAAUGAGGCUCUACACCCGAGCAGCAAGUCUAUUCGAGACAAUACAAUCUGCAGGUAUUGAGGUACCUCUGCAAAGAAUAGUCUCUACAGAAGAACUUGAAGAUAUGGAACUUCUAUUCAAGUCUGAUUUUGCAAAUUUCCAGUGGGACAAUGUAUUGGAGGGGUUUUGA